This is a messenger RNA of Penicillium alfredii, 663 nucleotides long. Its product is annotated as RNA-binding protein. Lineage: Eukaryota; Fungi; Ascomycota; Eurotiomycetes; Eurotiales; Aspergillaceae. Gene Ontology annotation, biological process: mRNA splicing, via spliceosome. Gene Ontology annotation, molecular function: RNA binding. Bases 1 to 663 code for a protein of 220 amino acids. The record is from RefSeq and is a predicted model, not a curated record. The transcript is spliced from 5 exons. Gene Ontology annotation, cellular component: nuclear speck.
AUGUCUCGCUCUGGAACCACCCUCUAUGUCACCGGGUUCGGCCAUGGAACCCGCGCCCGCGAUCUUGCCUACGAGUUCGAACGCUAUGGACGUCUUGUCCGUUGCGAUAUCCCGGCCCCUCGCACUCCCUCGAGUCGACUGUUUGCUUUUGUUGAAUACGAAAGCCGCCGUGACGCCGAUGACGCCUACCAUGAAAUGCACAACAAGCGCAUUGGCCGUGAUGAUCUACUGAAGAUCGAAUGGGCACGCACUCCCCCCUCCGCAUCUUGGCGAUUUGACUCUGGCCGUGACCGCCGUCGUGAUCGUACGCCUCCUCGUCGUGGCCGUUCCCCGUCGCCUCGCCGCAGUCGUGGCGAGUAUUCCCCUCGCCGAGAUGAUCGGUACGAGCGAGACUAUGAUCGCCAUGAUCGUGACUAUGACCGUCGUGAUCGCGAUUAUGACCGUCGGGACCGUGACUACGAUCGCCGCGACCGCGAACGCUCUCGUGACCGUUCCCGCAGCCCGGAUGACCGGGACCGUGACGCCAAGGAUGACCGAGAGAGACGGGAUGAUGACCGAGAGCGCCGUGAUGAGGAGCGUGAAAAUGGCCCUAACGGCGAAGACAGGAAAGUACCCCUGGACCCCGUGCCUUCUGCUCAUGAUGAGCUUGAUACUGCUGAGUAG